AUCGGCGAAAGAAAAGCCCGGAUGAUGCAGGUUUGGCGCAGGGAAUGCUGGGAGUCGCAAUCGGAAAAGGUCUCUUUCUGGUCCGCAAAAUGCGGAGGCUUCGGCCUGGGCCUCCCCUGCGGGGAAGGGGACGCAGCCGUGACCCGCCUCUUUCUCUCCCCUGCAGGAGGACGGAGGAGCCCGGCGGGGGAAGGAAGGAAGCGCCGCCCAAGAGGAGGAGGAGGAGAGCGGGCCCCGCAGAGCAGCCCUGCCCGAUCCCGGCGCGGCUUCCCCGGGAGACGGCGGGGAAAGGCCGGGGGGCUCCGGGGCUGCCGGAGGGAUGAGCCCAGGGGGAGCCCGGGAAAGGCGGCUGCCUGGAGGGCGAUGCGGGGAGGAGGAAAUGACCCUGAGACGGUCCUGGAAGGCGGAGGCUCCUUCGGAAGACCUGGGAGGCCGCAAAGAAUGCAGGAGGGAGGAAAGGAACAUCAGUGCCCGGAAUGUGGAAAAUCCUUCAAGAGCAAUCACCAUCUUCAGAGCCAUCUUAGGAUCCACACAGGAGGAAAGCCUCAUAAAUGCCUGGAGUGUGGAAAGAGCUUCAGUUGGAGCAGCAACCUUUAUGUACAUCAAAGAAUCCAUACAGGAGAAAAACCGUAUAAAUGCUCAGAAUGUGAAAAAUGCUUCAAAAGAAAUCAGCAUCUUCAAAGCCAUCUAAGGAUCCACUCAGGAGAAAAACCACAUAAAUGCCUGGAGUGUGGAAAGAGCUUCAGUCAUUCUGGAAAUCUUUAUAGACAUCAAACGGUCCAUUGGGAAGAGAAACUGAAGAAAUGCGUGGAGGGAGGAAAAGAAUAUCAGUGCGCAGAAUGUGAGAAAACCUUCAAAAGAAAUAUAGAUCUUCAGAAUCAUCGAAGGAUCCACUCAAGAGAGAAUAAAUAUCAAUGUCCAGAAUGUGAAAAAUGCUUCAAAAUAAAUGGAUAUUUUGAAAACCAUCUAAAAAGCCACUCAGUUGGAAACCCACAUAAAUGCUUUGAGUGUGGAAAGAACUUCAGUCAGAAAGGAGAGCUUAAUCAACAUCAAAGGAUUCACUCAGGAGAAAAACCUCAUAAAUGCCUGGAGUGUGGAAAGAACUUUCGUCAUAGGAGCACCCUCUAUAAACAUCAAAGGAUCCACUUGGGAGAGAAGCCAAAUAAAUGGCUGGAAGGUGGCGGGUCCUUUGGAAGACCCUGGAAUCCUCAAAGAAUCCAGGAGGAUGGAAAGGAAUAUCAGUGCCCGGAAUGUGGAAAAUCCUUCAAAAGAAACUACCAUCUUCAGAGCCAUCUUAGGAUCCACACAGGAGAAAAGCCUCAUAAAUGCCUGGAGUGUGGAAAGAGCUUCAGUUGGAGCAGCAACCUUUAUGUACAUCAAAGGAUCCACACGGGAGAAAAACCGUAUAAAUGCCUGGACUGUGGAAAGAGCUUCAGUCAGAGGAGCAGCCUUUAUGUACAUCAAAGGAUCCAUUCAGGAAAGAAACCAUAUAAAUGUUGAAAGAGUUUCUCGGAUUACUGGAUUACUGCAAUGCUCUCUACAUGGGGCUCCCCUUGAAGGGCAUCCGGAGGCUUCAGUUAGUUCAGAAUGCGGCUGCGCGGGUGAUAGAGGGAGCCCCUCGUGGCUCCCGUGUGACACCUAUCCUGCGCAGACUGCACUGGCUACCUGUGGCCUUCCGGGUGCGCUUCAAGGUUUUGGUAACCACCUUUAAAGCGCUCCAUGGCAUAGGGCCGGGUUACUUACGGGACCGCCUACUGCUACCGAAUACCUCUCACCGACCCGUGUGCUCUCACAGAGAGGGACUCCUCAGGGUGCCGUCAGCUAGGCAGUGUCGUCUGGCGACACCCGGGGAAGGGCCUUCUCUGUGGGGGCUCCCACCCUCUGGAACGAACUCCCCCCAGGACUUCGUCAACUUCCAGACCUCCGAACCUUCCGUCGCGAGCUUAAAACACAUUUAUUCAUCUGCGCAGGACUGGAUUAGAUUUUAAAUUUAUAUUGGUUUUAAAUGGGUUUUAUUAUUUAUAUUGCUUUUUAAUAAUUCGGCCUUGUAGAAUAAGUUUUUUAACUGUUAUUUUAGUCUGUAUUUAUAUGUUUUUUACUUGCCUGUGAACCGCCCUGUGUCCCCUGGGAGAUAGGGCGGUAUAUAAAUGUGAUUAAUAAAUAAAUAAAUAAAUCUGAGAAUAGACGCUGAGAGCAGGGAGAGGCGCUGUCCAGAUGCACUGCAUAGACCGUGAGAAAGCCAUUAGUUGGGCCAGAGUUGGUGGUUGGCCUUGGGAGGCUCAUCUUCACAUAUCUCAACUUGCCUGCAGGUUGAACAGCGCAUCAGGCUCUCCUGCUUUUCCUGCGGACCUCUGCAGGUGUUGCCGCAGGAAGUUGAACCUCCACCAAUUCUCAAGUGCCUCCGGAUCACCUGCCUUCAUCCCCACCUCUGCUUCCGCCUGCUGCUUAUAGAGGGAAUCGACUCACAUGGGCUGCCCGCUUAGUAUUAUCUGCAAAUUUGAUGAGUCCUCCUAUUCCCUCAUUUAAGUCAUGAAGAUAUUGAAGGUUACUGGGCCUAAGACGGAACCUUCUGGUACCCCCCUGCUUCCUUCCCUCCCUCCAUGUAGAUGUUUUACCAUUAAGGACCAGCCGUUGAGUGCAGUUUGUCAGCCAGUUACAAAUCAAUCCAUCCAACUCAGUCAUGAGUUUCAUCCCACCACAAUUCAGUAAUAGCAACUAUAUGAUAUGUACUUUCUUGUAUUAGUAUUUCAACUUCACCCUGUCUAUGGAGCGUUUGUAGAUAGGCAUUUGAGUCCUUUAUGGGUGUUGGGUUUAUCUCCUACUUUGUAUCUGGGCUAGGAAGCCAAAUUUCUCUUGACAACAGCAAUUUUUAAGCCAGUGGUUCGUUUCUAAAAUCUCUAGGGGAAGAAAAGACGAGUAAUCCGUGGGGUUCUUUUAGUACAUUUCUCAGUUACAUCUUUGAUUUUUGCUCCAGAGGGACAACAUACUUUCUAAGAUUGACUGUUCUGUGUGCAGACUAUAGUUUCUGUUCCCCAAAGAACUGAAUCUCCUAUCACCAACAUUUGCCUUUCCCCCCCAAUGUGUUCUGACCCAGCCUUAGCAGAACCAAGAAACCAACUCCUUGUCCCAAAACCCUCCUCUUUAUUUCGCUCCUGUGAAUUAAUGGCAUUCACACACCGAAAAGUCCAGGCAAUAAUCCUUCAAAGGGUUAACUAGACCUUAUCAGUUCCUUGGGAACUGUAAAGCUGUAAAUUAAGUUCUGGCAAAUAGUCUCUGAGGCACGAACCAAGAUAAGCAAAUCUUCCGAAAGAAAUCCAAAUGGUUGUCUCCUACGACCACCCCUCCCCUUUCCUUCUCUUUAUUCCCCAGCCAGGGAGCUGCCAUUCAGCGUCCAUGUGUGCCUUUCUUUUCGAGUCGACUCCUUGUCCUCAGUUGCUCUGUCCUAACGGCUCUGCACAUAGGCACAGUCCCCAGCUGUUCUUACCCACUAACCCACUAACUCCGAAGGCAGCUGGGAAAUAUCAGACGGCCCUGGUUCUAUCUCUGCUUCCGAUGCAGAGCAUCCAUCAGAGCCUUCCCCAGAGUUCAGGAGUGGCCCAAAUUCCUCCCCAACCUCCUCAUCAUCCUAGUCUGCCGCCAGGUCCGCUGACCGGCCAUAACACAAUGCUGGAUUGUGACUCUUUUUUAAAAACUAUUAAUGAAUGCUCUUUUAUAGGAGUUUGCAUAUUUUCUUGUAAAAGUGAUAUGUUUCUGUUGGUCUUCCUCUUUACGUUCAGUUUGGAUUUCUUCUGUUUUCUUCUUUUUUUUGGUCAUGUAUUUUGAUUCUUUAAAAGAAACUAUUUGCUCUGUAGUUAAUUUUGGUGUAGUCUUUUUGUUUAGGUUGAGGAUUCCUGCUUUGUUCAUUGAGUUUCAAGAUAGAGUUGCUUCCAGACGCUUGACUUUUUCGUCUAGUAAUUCAUAGAAUUUACAUUUCAUACAUAAACAGUGUUUUGCAAGUCA
Messenger RNA from Ahaetulla prasina, 3999 nucleotides. RefSeq names its product zinc finger protein 226-like. NCBI's taxonomy places the organism in Eukaryota, Metazoa, Chordata, Lepidosauria, Squamata, Colubridae. Gene Ontology annotation, biological process: regulation of transcription by RNA polymerase II. The record is from RefSeq and is a predicted model, not a curated record. Bases 22 to 1500 code for a protein of 492 amino acids. Gene Ontology annotation, molecular function: DNA-binding transcription factor activity, RNA polymerase II-specific; RNA polymerase II cis-regulatory region sequence-specific DNA binding. The transcript has a single exon.